Messenger RNA from Exserohilum turcica Et28A, 3597 nucleotides. RefSeq lists its product as uncharacterized. NCBI's taxonomy places the organism in Eukaryota, Fungi, Ascomycota, Dothideomycetes, Pleosporales, Pleosporaceae. The record is from RefSeq and is a predicted model, not a curated record. The transcript has 4 exons. Bases 1 to 3597 code for a protein of 1198 amino acids. Gene Ontology annotation, molecular function: ubiquitin-protein transferase activity.
AUGGAGCGCCCGCCCGCUUCGUCGUCGACAGGCACGCACGACGGGCUGCCAAGGCGCCCGUCACGUGCAUCGACCAGCACACGUCUCGCCCAUGUCGUCCAGGUGCAAGACCCGCGGCGCGUGCUCGAGUGCUCCCAGGCCGAGCGACAGCGCCACUUCCAGGCUCUCGUGCGCCAUUUCCUCUCCCAGAUGCUCCAUGGCUGUAAGAGCGCCUACUGCACCACCCCCACCUGCUUCUCGUCCCACCGCCGCAACCCCUCCAAGCCCCUCCGUCCGCCUACGCACCUUACUGCCACCGCCCUCGCCCACUACCUCGCCAGCCAGGACAACCCCCAGCGAGCCCUCUGUCCCCACGAGCUUAAGGUAGCCCCCGCUUCUUUUGAGUUUGAGGGUACCCUUGCACAUCCGGCGCAUGGUUUGGAGCAAGACCCUGUUGUAUAUUCGUCAGCGGGGCACCAGGGACAGCAACAGGGAGACGCGCGGAUCCAAAAUGACCAGGCCCGCCGCCACUCGAGACAACAUGAUAACACCAUGAGCGAACUCACACGGCGGCAACAGGCUAGGAAAGAUCCCAGGGCGCUCGGCCAGAACUUGUACGACAGCUUGAGCAUGAUAUAUUCUUAUACUAAGCAAAUACCCAACUCCGCCUCUGUACUCGCUUCCCUCGACCCCUCCCAUGGCGCCUCUUCCCAGGAUGGGGAUUGUUCCCGGCCAAGCCUGAGUGAAGGAGGCUCAAGUGCCGAGCAUCUGUCAAAUCCAAACCAGUCCACUGGCCCGGCACUCGCAAAUGGAAAGCCUCGUACAGCCAACCAGCAUUCGCAACCCAAGGCUAGAACUCAUGAUAAUGUGACAACAGGCAAUACGACUGCCCAGGUCGUUCGUAAUGGUCAACAGAUUCACAGGAUACCCUACCAUCCCCCUAACAGUCUCACGCGCAAGCAAUCCACCACGGCCACAGACGCUACUCCAACCGACGGAACACCAGAGCCCACAAUGCUUUCAAUUUCAAAAUCCGGGAGGAAGAGCUUUACCAUUGGAGGGAUGAAACCAGCUACUCCAAGCACCAAAACAACUGCCUCUAACGCAGAGACUCCUAAGAAGGAGCCUAUCAACGGGGUCCAUGCAAAUCACGGCGUGUAUGUCUUGCCUAUUUUGAGUUGCAGUAUCAUGGAUGAAUUCAAGGAACAAGUGCGUCCGCGUGGAAGGGAUAGGCCUGCAUACCUCAACAUUGUACACUAUGACGCUCAUUCAAGUCGACCAACAAAGCCGAUUGUAAAUCGAUCCCUGUUCUACGCGCUGAGCGACCCUGAGACACUACUUUUAUCUUUUCAUGACAGCAAUCAGGCAUUCAAGGACUCGCCGCUUCCACAUCUUGACUCGCACCGAUUGGUGAAUUCUUUCCGCGACUGGAGCCACCGAAAUGGUGCGCUUAUAUUUGACAGCUUGUGGUUGGCAUUGGAGGCUGUUUUUGUGCCGCCCCCUGAGCUCGGUCUUCACAAGAGCCCUCGUUUAAAACCAUCGAGAAAGGGUGCCUCGUCUGAAGACUGGCCUGAGGAAACCCAAGUCAACAAAAAAGCAAUCUUAUCGCGCUACCUCAGCACCCAAGAAGCUGCGCAUAUCGUUAUGAUAUGUAUACACGCUCUGACCUCGUCAGUGCCAAUAGGUUCGCCACACGUAUGGGCACAGAUACGCAAGUUACGAUCGUGGGGUAUCAUUAUACCUCACGAGGCUUCAGACACAGGCAGUUUUACGCAGCAUUCCAUGGACAUUAUCGACGCGCUUGAGCAUGAGCCUGCAUUUCGUCUUGCAAAUCGCUUGUGUCGCGCAAUUGGAAUGCGUUGCUGCUUCGAACAUAUUCUUGGAAGCUUGAACCCUGGCGAUGCAGAGUCUCCAGCGACCGACCAGUCCCUAUUACAUGUACUGGCGCAGCACCUCGAAGUAGUCGAGCGUGUUGAAUUAGCCAACAAACGCAUACUGAACCCUGACCAGGACAUGGAGGGUGACCCGGGUUGGACCGUAUCUGCUACUUUUAUGGAAUGGCUGCGAAGCGUCAUCAUCAAAGAAUGGGACUCCAAGGCUGAGAUCAACAAGUGGAGCAGUGUUGGUUCUGCCGUGAUCACCCUGGAUAAUCUUUACUCGAGAUACCAUCCUCUCAAUCUAUGUCCUAGCAUGUUUGAAUUGCCCAUCUUGAGCGAGCGCCUUAAUCCGGUGCAAGAACCUGCCGCAUUCAUUGCAUGGGAAAACCAGCCCAACACCUUCCACGUUAUGCAGUAUCCCUGCCUAUUCUCCACGCAGCAUCUCGUCGCCUACUUUCGUACAAUCAACUUUUCUGAAAUGAUGAGCCACUAUGACCAUACCAUGAGGACCCAGCAGAUGCAAGCCUCGCUCAAAAUAUUCCUUCGAGAGCCGUAUUGGUGGGUGAUCAAGAGUCGCAUGAAGGUUACGCUUAGUGAAUACUUGGUCCUGGAUGUCAGUCGAGAAGACCCCCUAAAGGAUACGCUGGAUCAGCUAUGGGGUCAAGAUAAGAGAGUGUUACUCAAGCCGCUCAAGGUAAAAAUGGGCCAUGACGAGGGAGAGAUCGGAGUCGAUCAUGGGGGCGUAACCUAUGAGUUCUUCCGCGUGAUUCUUGGUGAGGCCUUUAAACCUCAGCAUGGCAUGUUCACGAUUGAUUCACAGACCAGAAUGACCUGGUUUCAACCCAAGAGUUUGGAACCACUGUGGAAGUUUGAGAUGCUUGGCAUACUGUUCAGUCUUGCUGUGUACAAUGGCAUCACGCUUCCAGUCACCUUCCCAUUAGCGUUUUACGAAUAUCUCCAAACUACCGGCAAUCCUUGCUGCACUUGCUCUACCGAUUACGAUGCCGUGGAGUUUAUCCGAGAUGGUUGGCCAACCCUGGCCGAGAGCUUUGAACAAUUACUAUUGUGGAACAAUGGCGACGUGGAAGACAUAUUCAUGCGCGAAUACGUCUUUAGCUACGAAGUCUUUGGCAGGCGAAUCGACCACAAUCUCAAGCAUCCAUUCGCUACUCCAAGCACCACAUCAUCAGCGCCUCAGGACGAAACCCCCAGCGAAGAGCCAGCCAUGGUCACCAACGCCAACCGUGACCACUACGUCCGCGACUACGUCCGCGCCCUAACCCACGACAGCGUCGCCCCGCAGCUCUCCUCCUUCCUCCAAGGCUUCCUCACCUGCAUCAACGCCAAAAGCCUACAUCUCUUCACACCCACCACUCUCCGCGCCCUCAUCGAAGGCACCCAGCACAUCUCCAUCUCGGACCUCAAACGCUGCGUCAAAUACGAAGACGGCUACUCACCCACUCACCCCACCAUCCAGUUCUUCUGGUCCACCGUCGAGCAAUACUCCCAGCAAGACCGCAGACACCUCCUCGAAUUCGUCACUGCCUCCGACCGCGUCCCCGUCACGGGCUACGAAGGCAUCACGUUCUAUAUUUCGAAAAUUGGGGGCGCGCCUCAUGCACUGCCGAGCAGCUCCACGUGCUUUGGGAAGUUGUAUCUGCCAGAGUAUAGGGAGAGGGAGGUUAUGGAGAAGAAGGUUUUGCUCGCGAUUCGCAGUUCGAGGGGGUUUGGGCUCGUGUAG